UAAAAAGAUAUGAUCUAAAAAAUGUUGGUGUGUCACUAUAUUUCUUCACGUUUAACUUUGUGGUUAUAGUUUUUACAAGUUGGUUCAUCUUCAGUGUUUGUUCGCAGAUUUAGCUGCACGUGGAACUGUCUUCUCAAACUUUGGCAGAAUCUUUUGAAAAGAUUGUGAAAAACGGUGAAAAGCCAUGACAGACAAACCAAUGUGGGAGCAAAUCGGCACGGGAUUCGUGCAACACUACUAUCAGCAGUUUGAUUCAGACCGCAUGAAGCUCGCCGACCUCUAUACUGAUGCGUCCUGUUUGACAUGGGAAGGAGAGGGAUUUCAAGGGAAAACUGCUAUCAUGAACAAACUAAAUAGCCUGCCCUUCCAGACCAUCCAGCACAAAAUCACCGCUCAGGACCAUCAUCCAACUCCAGACAGCUGUGUCAUGAGUAUGGUCAUGGGCCAGCUCAAAGCUGAUCAAGACCAAGUUAUGGGCUUUCAACAAGUCUUCCUACUGAAGAAUGUAGACAACAAAUGGGUCUGCACUAACGACAUGUUUCGAUUAGCUCUUCAUAACUUUGGAGCGUAGUUAUAGUGUUUGUAGUUCAUGCAACUUUUGUAUCUGGAGUACAGUUACACAUUUCACACUUGAAACUGUUUUCUUCCUUCUUUUUCAAGAAUCUUUCAUGUCCCUGAUAUCUCCAGAUAAGAAAACCAAGUGAUUAUAAUAAUCUGUAAUUUGUUUGUUGUGGCAUGCACUGUGUGAAAUUGACUCAACAAUAAAUUGAUA
Molecule: messenger RNA, 772 nt
Organism: Myxocyprinus asiaticus (Chinese sucker)
Lineage: Eukaryota; Metazoa; Chordata; Actinopteri; Cypriniformes; Catostomidae
Gene: nutf2l
Product: nuclear transport factor 2, like
Exons: 4
Coding region: 185-571 (128 amino acids)
Biological process (GO): protein import into nucleus
Cellular component (GO): nuclear pore central transport channel
Source: RefSeq, a predicted model, not a curated record